AUGACGGCGGUUGUGGAGGUUAGAGAAUACGACCCGAGCAAGGACUUAGCUACCGUGGAAGACGUUGAACGGCGGUGCGAAGUUGGUCCGACCGGAAAACUCUCUCUCUUCACGGAUCUCUUAGGUGACCCGAUUUGCCGUGUCCGACAUUCACCUUCUUACCUCAUGCUGGUGGCUGAGAUUGCUACAGAGGAUAAGAAAGAGUUAGUUGGAAUGAUUCGAGGAUGUAUCAAAACCGUUACAUGUGGUAGCAAAACACUCGAUGUUACUACCAAACCACUUUACACUAAACUCGCAUACGUUUUGGGCCUCCGCGUUUCUCCUACUCACAGGAGGCUAGGAAUAGGGUUUCAGCUCGUGAAGGAAAUAGAAAAAUGGUUUAAUCAAAACGGUGCAGAAUAUUCCUACAUUGCUACUGAAAACGACAAUCACGCUUCCGUUAAUCUUUUCACCGGAAAAUGUGGUUACACUAAGUUUCGUACCCCGUCCAUUUUGGUCAACCCGGUUUACGCACACCGGGUCAACAUUUCUAAUCAGGUUACGGUUCUCAAGCUUGAACCGUCGGAUGCUGAGACACUAUACCGGCUAAAAUUUAGCACAACCGAGUUUUUUCCUCGAGACAUCGACUCUGUUCUUAAUAACAAACUCUCGCUUGGAACAUUCAUUGCUGUUCCACGUGACAGCUGUUACGGGUCCGGGUUAGGGUCAUGGCCUGGUUCAGCUAAGUUUCUCGAGUACCCACCUGAUUCUUGGGCGGUUUUAAGCGUGUGGAACUGUAAAGACUCGUUUAGGUUAGAAGUUCGUGGUGCAUCAAGACUACGACGUGUGUUGGCCAAAACAACGCGUUUGGUGGAUAAAACGCUACCGUUUUUCAAAAUUCCGUCUAUUCCAGCGAUUUUUCAGCCAUUUGGACUGCAUUUUAUGUAUGGCAUUGGUGGUGAAGGACCAUGCGUGGAGAAAAUGGUGAAAGCGUUGUGCGGCCACGCGCAUAACCUGGCGAAAGAAGGAGGAUGUGGUGUCGUGGCGGCGGAAGUGGCCGUAGGAGAGCCGGUCCGGAGAGGGAUACCACAUUGGAAGGUGCUAUCAUGCGAUGAGGACUUGUGGUGUAUUAAACGGCUUGGGGACGAUUAUAGUGACGGUUCUGUUGGUGACUGGACUAACUCUCCACCUGGCAAUUCCAUUUUUGUUGACCCUAGAGAAUUUUGAUUUGUC
This is a messenger RNA of Eruca vesicaria subsp. sativa (arugula), 1212 nucleotides long. The record is from the annotation of a GenBank genome assembly. NCBI's taxonomy places the organism in Eukaryota, Viridiplantae, Streptophyta, Magnoliopsida, Brassicales, Brassicaceae.